GCGUGCAGAUGGCAAUGCGCGUAACUGCAGAUAAGUUGCAGUAUAUAAGAUACCCGUGUGUCUAAAGCACCAUCAUUAGAACCAGCAAAGGCAACAUAUAACACACGACACCGUGCAGACUCGUCUCACACAAGGAAAUUAUGUUUAAAUUACAGGGUGCAGCUGUCUUUGCAAUGUUGGCUGCAGUUCUUGCCAGAGUCCAGCCCUAUCCAUUUCUUAGCGAUUAUGGUGGUUAUGGGGGAGACAAUGGUGGCUACGGUGGUGCUGGUGGUGGCCAUGUUGACAACCAUGAACAUAAACUUCUCAGACAAGUAGUCGACCAUCACCAGGCUCAUCCAAAGUACAAUUUCAAUUACGCAGUCCACGACCCACACACAGGUGAUGUCAAGAACCAAUGGGAGACGAGAGAUGGCGACGUAGUGAAGGGAUCGUACAGUUUGUUGGAAGCAGAUGGCUCUGUCCGCACAGUGGACUACACAGCUGACAAACACAGCGGCUUUAACGCUGUGGUGAAGAGGACAGGUCAUGCUAGACAUCCGCAGAAGACAUGAACUAGGAAGCCGUCAAUCCCUGCCUCUAGUCGAAAUACCAGAUGGCGGAAAAUUGACGUUAAAACAGUAGCAGAAAUGAAAGAAUAGACAGAUUUAAAUCAGAAACAAAUACAUAUUUUUUUUACAAAUAUUAGUUAUGUUCCACUCAACUUACGUGUGUUUCAUUCUUAUACGUUAAGCUGUUAAUUGUUUUUGUUGUGUUUAAAGAAUGUUUCGUCUCCAUCCUGUACACAUCAUUGCAAUUAAACAUUUUAUUGUUAGAGUUCA
Zootermopsis nevadensis is the source of this 818-nucleotide messenger RNA. RefSeq names its product cuticle protein 19. Gene Ontology annotation, cellular component: extracellular matrix. The record is from RefSeq and is a predicted model, not a curated record. Lineage: Eukaryota; Metazoa; Arthropoda; Insecta; Blattodea; Termopsidae.